CAAAGUUACUAACUCCUUUGUCUGGUGGCUCUGCUGUUGCAGUCAUGAGGAACUUUGUGUUCCUCCUGCUGGUGUUGACGGCGGGCUCCACCAGCAAGACUCGCAGCAGCUGGUGUGACCUGGGCUGCGACUGUCGAGGAGACCUCAAGUUCACCAUCUGCUCCCGGGCUCUCUUCACUCAGCUGCCCGACAGGGUCCCGCCCAGCACUGAGCUCCUGGAUCUGUCGGACAACCACAUCUCCAUCAUACCUGAGCGCUCAUUCAGCAAGAACCGCAAACUCCGAGUCCUCCUUCUACAGAACAACAACAUCAGCGUUGUGGAAGAUGGAGGCUUCUCCCACCUGGAGUUCCUUCAAAAGCUAGACCUAAGCUGGAACCAGAUCUCCGUCCUGACCGAGGGCUUCACCCUCGGCCUGGCUUCCCUGCGUGAGUUGCUGCUUGCCCACAACCGCCUGACCAUCCUGGACACUGUGAGCUUCCUACAUCUGGAUGGCCUCCAGAGGUUAAACCUGACCAGUAAUGCCAUUUCCAUCAUCCAGGUGAGGUCUUUCUCCUCCAUGAGCACCUUACGGCAGCUCCACCUGGAGGACAAUCAGCUGACAUCCCUGAGGAGUGGUAUCUUCUCAAUGCUGCGCUCUCUGGAAGUCCUUAACCUGGCUGGAAACCACAUCAGUGACAUGGAGAUGUCUGUUUUUAAGCCGCUCGUCAGCAUGACUCUGCUCAACCUCGCCAACAACCAGCUCUCCACUCUGUCCUUCAAAACCUUCCAGAGCAUUCACACCUACAGCACCCACGUCGGAAACCCCUGGAACUGUGACUGCGACCUUCAGAGACUUUUCAGGAAGCUCCGCAGCAUCCAGAGGCUCUUCCUGGACGACUACUUCAAUCUGACCUGCAGGACACCACCCGUCCUGCAGGACUACAGGCUGAUGGACGUGGACACGGAGCUGUGCAUUGCUGAAACAGUCACGGUGCUCAUCAUUACAGUCACGGUGGUGAUCACAGUGCUGGCCGCCAUGCUGAUGGGUGAGAGGAAAAGGAAGAAGAAAAAGAAGAAGAAGCACUGGACGCAGCAGGGGGAGCUCUCAGAUGAGUCAGACUACUGAGACACAACCUUUCCUUUAGGGUCUUUUUUUAAAAGUUCUAUGCUCUUUUUUGUGUCUAUUUUUAAAUUCAGUAUUGUCUCCAGGGUCUUUGUAUUCGAGGUGAAAUCCCACCUGGUUACCAGAAGUGUAGUUCCAAGUAACAGGUCUUUCUUAAGUCUUAAUCUACAUGAGAGGAGAUGGGUUUCCUGGUUAGGUGAUCUACACUCCUGGUUCUACCAUUACCUCUUUUAAACAUGUCCAUUUUACCAUUCUUUCCCCUCUACAGGAGCUGGAUGCGACUUUCAGAUGAGUCAGACUACCCUGACCCUGAGAACUGUAGUUCUGUAAGGUAGAAAGAGAAUACAAUGAACUGGUUAAUCUUUCACAAUCUUCUUUGUGUGCUUUAGUAUUGCUUUAGUGUCUCUGUAAUAUAACAAAAAAAUACAUUUCAUAAAUACAUUUUUAUUUUAAGUAUAUUUUUAUAUAAAGCAGUGUUUGUGUGUUGCUAAUGUCCCUUGUGUAACUAUAAAUAAAACAGAAUAACGUGAUACACGUGCGUGUAUUGUGUGUGUGUUCGUGGUUGAAGACCGCACCGGGGCAGUUACAGUAGAGCCUAUAGCGACCUCUGCUGGUUACAACCUGUUAUACAAACUGUGUAGGAACAGCCUGAAGCUGCACUGUUUUUCCCCAGUGUAACGUAUGGGUGUGGUUUGUUUACAGAUGAGGAAUCAAUAUCUCUGUCCUUUAGCUUUUCAGAAAUCGUUCUACCUUAGUUUUUACUUUUUACAUGGUGUGGUGUUUAUAUGUUAAUAAAUAAAAAUGUAUAUAAAUGCUGCUCUUAAAUCCGAAAAGUUUUUUUAUAUAUAUUGUGCAAAAAUGCAAUGGUGUAUAUUAUGUCAACUAAUAUACUUUUUAGCUUCUCUAAAACAUUGUCCCGUACAUUGAUUUCAAAUGUUCAUUUAAAACUGAUUUUGUUAAAUGCGUUUAACGUUUCAGUUUUUUCUACUAAACCAGAACAUUUGCAGAGCUUGUUUUAUUCAAUAGAAUUACGCGGAGAUUUCAGGUCUACACUUUCCACUCU
This is a messenger RNA of Cynoglossus semilaevis (tongue sole), 2166 nucleotides long. RefSeq names its product reticulon-4 receptor-like 2. Gene Ontology annotation, cellular component: plasma membrane. The record is from RefSeq and is a predicted model, not a curated record. Lineage: Eukaryota; Metazoa; Chordata; Actinopteri; Pleuronectiformes; Cynoglossidae. Gene Ontology annotation, molecular function: protein binding.